UGACGUCAACACACUUCCGCUUCGUCGGUGUAUACACACUGUCUGAUAUGAAAACAUGGCAGUGACAAUGAGCCAAGCCGAUGUGCAAAUACAGCCAAAGGAAGAGGGAGAGGACCAUGAUCGACCAAUGCCCAGAUCUGAUAGUGGUAGUGGAGACGAUUCAAUGGAUGGUCUGGUGAAACACAGAUGCCCUCCAACGCCCUCACUCUCCCCACAGAAGCGGACCACGAGUCAGAGUAAAACGGAACCACCUCUCUUAUGGACCAACAAGAGGACCAUUUACACAGCGGGCCGUCCACCCUGGUACAACGUCACUGGGACCACUUUCAAGGAGGCAUUCGUCAUAGGUCUCUGUGGCGGCAGUGCCUCUGGGAAAACCACUGUGGCCAAUAAGAUCAUUGAAGCCCUGGAUGUACCGUGGGUAGUUCUCCUGUCCAUGGACUCCUUCUACAAGGUGUUGACCAAAGACGAACAGGAGCUUGCGGCCAGGAACGAGUACAACUUUGACCACCCAGAUGCCUUCGACUUCGAGCUGCUGGUGAACGUGCUAAAGAAACUGAAGAAGGGCAAAAGCGUUAAGGUGCCAGUCUAUGACUUCACCAAUCACAGCCGCCGCAAGGAGUGGAAAACUGUGUACGGGGCCAAUGUUGUCAUAUUUGAAGGGAUCCUGGCGUUGGCUAACAAGGAUCUGUUGAAGCUGCUAGACAUGAAGGUGUUUGUUGACACUGAUUCAGACAUUCGCCUGGUACGGCGUCUCAAGAGGGACAUUUCGGAGCGGGGUCGUGACAUCACUGGUGUCAUCAAGCAGUACAAUAAGUUUGUCAAGCCGUCAUUUGAGCAAUACAUCGAGCCCUCCGUGCAGGUGGCAGACAUUGUUGUUCCCAGAGGGGGUGAGAACUUUGUUGCACUGGAUUUAAUUGUACAGCAUGUGCACAGUCAACUGGAAAAGAGGAAGCAGCGUGGGGAUAUGUCAGCCCUGGCCACUGCCCAUCAAGGCCAGCCACUACCCAAGACCCUCACAGUGCUGGAGAACACGCCGCAGGUCCGCGGGAUGCACACCAUCAUCAGGAAUAAGGACACGAACCGGGAUGAAUUCAUUUUCUACUCCAAGAGAUUAAUGAGGCUGCUGAUUGAGAGAGCUCUCUCCUUCCUGCCUCUCAAGCCUGUGUCUGUGGAGACGCCUCAAGGAUCCAUCUAUGAGGGGAAGCGGCUCAGUGGCAAAAGGAUCAGCGGUGUGUCCAUUUUGCGAGCGGGGGAGACCAUGGAGCAGGCCCUGAUGGCUGUCUGUAAAGACAUUCGUCUGGGGAAGAUCCUCAUCCAAACCAACCACGACACUGGAGAGCCUGAGCUUCAUUACCUGCGCCUGCCUAAGGACAUCAGUGAGGACUAUGUGAUCCUGAUGGACAGCACCGUGUCCACUGGGGCUGCCGCCAUGAUGGCCGUGAGAGUGCUUCUGGACCAUGACGUCCAGGAAGACAAGAUCUUCCUGCUGUCCCUCCUCAUGGCUGAGAUGGGUGUCCACUCGGUGGCCUAUGCCUUCCCCAAGGUGCGCAUCAUCACCACGGCCGUGGACAAGAGGGUCAACGACCACUUCCACAUUAUCCCAGGAAUAGGUAAUUUUGGGGACCGCUACUUCGGGACCGACGCCCCUUCGGACUGGUAUGAGAGCGAUGAGGGGAUGGACUACUGAAUGUCGUGAGGGUGGACAGAGAGGGUGUGAGGGGGGAGGCACACAUUGAGCACGUACCUAUACUCAAUGUAUACUCACAAACCCCAUCAACACCCAGCCCUCCAAUCCUCCAACCUGCUCUCACCUCUCUGUCAGUCAUUCUCUGCCAUGCCAGGCUCUGCUGCUAUACCCACACCUCCCGAGGCUCAGUGUCCCCUCUCAUCACAAGGCCAGAGCUCAUCCUGACUCCCAUCGCCAAUCAGAAGCAUUCGACAGGGGUCCACUCUGCAGAUGAAGACGACUUCAGUGGGCUCCGAUCAGAACAGUUAAUAUCUUUUCCCUGACGAUGGUGGUAGAUGGAACAGAAUGGAGGGUAUUUGAUAGUCGUGAUAUGUUGACCUAUAGAUGUUCCUUCUGAUCUUUUAGGGAAAGGAUGUGAUUGGUAGUAUUAUGGCAUAGAAUGCUCUACGUGAUGGCUCGGGUACGACAUUGAGAGGCGUGCAGGUGUGAGCUCCAAAAGUGCUUGAAUUUCACAAGUGAAAAGAAGUUGUUACAGCUUGAUUCUCAAUUCCUUUUUAGAAAGUAUAUCUUUUCAUUAUGCUCAAGGGUGAUGUCCUUGUGAUUCGUUUAUGUAGACAUUAAGUCUUAACUGAAGUUGUAAGUGAGUGACAAUGUUUUUUUUUUUUUUUAAUGAAAAGGUCUUGUUGAAAGGGGAUAGCCUGUUAUUUUAGUAUCAAAGGGAAUCAAUUCAGGAAAGUAUCUCGUCCGAAGGAUAACUUUUUUUCCCUCCUCCUUUUUGAUAUGUAUUUCAGCUGUGGCAAAUGUAUUUCAGGUAUGGAAACACUUCUGGAUUCAAUUUUUCAGCCAUUUUAUUCUUGAUUACCUACUUGAAUGAUACUUUUGUUUUGUAAAUUAUAUUGUUGUGUGUAUUUAAUGUUGUCCAGGCGAAAAUCUUUCUUUGGUUUUAAAAGUCUAAUGAACCCCGCCCCCAUCACAUUCAUGUGGCAAUUCACCAGAGUUAUUUGUUUUAUAUGUUCAAGCCUGCAGUGUAGUUGAGACUUUAUUAAAUAUGUCUUCACAAAGCGUCCAGGCUAGAAUGGAAUUGUGUGACUGAAUUACCCCAUUCAUUUCCAAUAAAUCGAUCUGGAAUCUCGGAAUAAGGAAUUGUGCAAGGAAUGCAUUUCCUCCUUUUCACACUGGUGAAAGGUCAAAGGGCAUCAUGCAUCUUCUCACUGACAUACUUGCCUUUAUGUGAAGCAGAUGUGUAGGAGAGUGAAGUUAAGUUCAGCAUAUUGUGGCUGCAGAAAAAAAAAGGGGGUGAAAAGAUCACAUGGUUAGUUUCUCAAAUUAGUUAAAUGCUACAUUAUAACAUGUUCACAAGGAUGUUUCAGUAUGUUGACAUGCAGGUUACUACAUUUGUGAUGUACUGUCUACACGAUUGAAUCCGUUUUUUUAUUUAUUUAUUUUUUACCACCAUAAUGGUUGUAUCAGAAAGGACAUCUGCUGCAUACUAAAAUAUUACGGAUUGGUCUAAGCGAUAUUUAAAGUUAAAAUUGCUACAAAUGGAGAUAUUUUACAACCCUGAGCACUGGGAGUGUGAAGAAUUCACACUAUAUAUUCAACAAAAUGAAUACCCAGUUAAUCCAUUUAGCACACUUCUGAAAUUUGUCAGGAAAUCCCUAUUUUUUGCUCUUCAACAUUUUUUGCCAAUUUGUUCUGUACAAUGCCAAAAAAGUUUACAAUUUCGCUCGCUUUGAGCACAAAGCAUACGUCUGUAUUUGCUUUGCCAGUUUUAUGCCUGCAAGAAAAAAAUAUCUGCUUUCAUGCCCGAAUGUAAGGGGUUGUAGAAAAUGCUUGCCUUUUUAAAUGCAAUGUAUUUCCUUUUUGGUAUUUUACCAUAGCUUGAUGCUUUUGAGAAUGAAUGAAGGCCCCAAUCAAUCUCAAUCUUUCAUUACACUAAUAGACCCUGACAAUCUUGGGCAACCCACUUAGCAUGUAUAGAAAUAAUGAUAAUAAAAAAAUAUAUAUUUCUGGUCAUGUGUUUAUUUAAGCAGGCUACCCCUUUGUUGCAAAAGUAGAAGGGCGUUUGUAUGAACCUGUAAGUAUGUUGGCAAAAGAGCACCUACAGUGUACACAAAAUAUGUGUUACAGCGUGUUACUAUGUCCAAAUGAUCUACAAGCCAUUCUGUUAUAAACUGUCUGAAUGCAACAGGUCAUUCCAUGGUAAACAAUAAACGUUCAUAUCCUAUGAAAAAAGUACAAUAAAGGAAAUUUAAACUUGA
Molecule: messenger RNA, 3951 nt
Organism: Clupea harengus (Atlantic herring)
Lineage: Eukaryota; Metazoa; Chordata; Actinopteri; Clupeiformes; Clupeidae
Product: uridine-cytidine kinase-like 1
Molecular function (GO): kinase activity; ATP binding
Source: RefSeq, a predicted model, not a curated record